Messenger RNA from Staurois parvus, 1629 nucleotides. NCBI's taxonomy places the organism in Eukaryota, Metazoa, Chordata, Amphibia, Anura, Ranidae. The record is from the annotation of a GenBank genome assembly.
AUGCGGUGUCACUACGAGCUGUUGGGGGUGAGGAGGGACUGUACGGACGAUGACCUGAAGAAGGCCUACAGGAAGCUGGCGCUGAAAUGGCACCCGGAUAAGAACUUGGAUAGUGCGGAGGAGGCUGCAGAGCAGUUUAAAUUGAUCCAGGCAGCUUAUGAUGUCCUUGGCGACCCCCAGGAGAGAGCAUGGUAUGAUAACCACAGAGACGCCCUAUUAAAGGGAGGUGCAGAUGGAGAAUAUCAAGACGACAGUCUAGACCUAGUUCAGUAUUUCACUGUGACCUGCUACUCUGGAUAUGGUGAUGAUGAGAAGGGCUUCUAUGCUGUAUAUCGACGAAUCUUUGAGAUGAUUGUGAAGGAGGAAAUGGAAAGUAAGAUCAAUCAGGAUGAAGAAGAGGAAUACCCACCGUUUGGAGACUCCCAGAGUGACUAUGACAUGGUAGUGCACCCCUUUUAUGCUUACUGGCAGAGCUUCUGCACUGUAAAGAACUUUGCCUGGAAAGAGGAGUAUGACACCCGGCAGGCGUCCAAUCGCUGGGAGAAACGGGCCAUGGAGAAGGAAAACAAGAAAACUCGGGACAAGGCCCGGAAAGAGAGGAACGAGCUGGUCCGUGAGCUAGUGGCGUUUGUCAGAAAAAGGGACAAGAGAGUCCAGGCCCAUCGGAAGCUGGUGGAGGAGCAGAAUGCAGAGAAAGCCAAAAAGGUAGAGGAACUGCGAAGACAGCAGAAGAUACAGAAUGCCAAGCUGGCAGAGCAGUACAAGGAGCAGAGCUGGAUGGCCAUGUCUGAGCUGGAGAAAGAGCUGCAGCAGAUGGAAGCUCAGUAUGACCAGGAGUUUGGAGAUGGGAUGGAGGAUUAUGAAGAGGAAGUAGAUGAACAGCAGAAUGGCAAAGCCAGCGAUGAAGGCGAUGAGGAGGAGGAAUUGUACAGUGACCUAUACUGUCCUGCUUGUGACAAAGCCUUCAAGACUGAUAAAGCAAUGAAGAAUCAUGAGAAGUCUAAGAAGCAUCGGGAGAUGGUUGCUCUCCUGCGGCAGCAAUUGGAGGCUGAAGAGGAGGAGUACAGUGCUUCUGUCGGGGAAGACAGCAGUGUCCUGGAUGGAGGAGGGGAGGUGCUGUCUGAAGACCAGGAACCCGAGGAGACGUUAAAAUCAAAAUCAAGCAAGAAACAAAAAAAGAAAAAACAGAAAGGCUCUAAGGUGUCAGAAGAUGGCAUGCUGAUAAAAAAUGAUGAAGAAAACAGUCCAAAAAAUGAAACCAUACAACCUAAAGGGGAUGACACUAUCUUGAACACUGUCCCGAACAAUGACGCAGAGCCUCAAGACAACCUAAUCCAAGAUACAGAAACCGUGGAGGCUCCUGAAUCAACGAGCGAAGGAAAACCAGCACCAAAACUCAAAGGAAAGAAAGCGAAGGAAAUGAAGAAAGCUGCCAAAAUGGCAGCCGCACAGGAAAAUGAAGAACAGGCUUCUGCCCCCAUGCGAUGCAAUACCUGCUCUUCUGAGUUUUCAACGCGGAAUAAACUGUUUAGUCACCUGAAGUCCACAGGACAUGCACUGGCCACUGGUAACUCACUAGCAAAUGCAUCAGCCUCCAAGUCCAAAAAAGACAAACGGAAAAACAAAUGA